CGAUUUCUCAUCGAAACCCGUACCUUUCCAGCGAGCUCAUGUAGCUCCUAUAUUUUAUUGGCCGUGUGCCAAAAUCGCUGCAGCCAUAAGACAACGUAUUUGUUCGUGAAAAAUCACAAUAUAACAAACCCAUGAGGUGGGUUGUACGAUGAAACUGAAUAUACAUCUCAGUUUAUUAAUAUAAACAUCGCUAAGACGAUCUGCUUUACUGUUCUUCCUCAUUUCAUGUAUAAGCUAUCAGUGAGCAUUGUUCGGGACUAACAGCGGCCGUUAAGAGUUUCUUUGGUUUUUGUCAAAACUCUGUGAGAAAAAAAAACAAAGACAUUUCGAUAUUUGGAGUACAAGUGAAAUGGAGAACAUCACCUCAGCAUUCAGUGCCAUAUUGUCGUCUCUGCUAUUGAUGGCUUCACUGCAAUGCACCAUCCGUUGCUCAUUCGCUGAAGACGCUUGGACUCGACCAUUCAGGUUUUCAGAUUGUAAUUCGAGAUUCGAUGGUCAAAUGAAGACUUUCCUCACCGUCUCUUCUCUCGUUUCACCACUUCCUAGUGGUUACAAAGAACGUUUUCUGGAGUUGAACUGGUACGGAGACCUUCCACAAUAUGAUGAUCAAGUUGCUUUAUUUGACUAUGACCCAGCUACAGAAGUGGGGCGACCUCUAGAGGCAGUUCGCCCAAGUUGGCUUCUUAGCAAUUUUUAUCGAACAAACUUCCAGUUGCCUUAUUUUAAUUUUACUGAAGACAAUCUUACAUCGGAAUGUUUGGGUUUUUGGGCUGGAUACUUUCGAGCAAGGCGACUGAUCAGUUCAUCCUGUAUUAAGGCUGAGCCUUUCUGGAUGCAAGCAAAUAAUAAAAUGUUGAAAGGUUUGCGUUUUCGUGAUCUCAUGAUUCCCGGGACACAUGACUCUGGGAGUUAUAGGCGAUACCCAGGCAAUAAAAAGGACAACAUCAUCACAAGAUAUAAAUACGACCAAGAAGAAAGUGUGUUUAACCAGCUUGCUUAUGGAAUUCGUUAUCUUGAUGUACGCGUGGGAUAUUAUCCUCGAACCAAACAGAAAUUUUGGAUUAAUCAUGACUUCUUUCGGACUCGAAAUAGUCUGUCUAUGGUUUUGGAUGAUGUCAAAAGAUUUCUCGAUAUUACUUCGGAGAUUAUAAUAUUGGAUUUUCACCGAUUUCCUUUCGGAUUUAGACAUGAACCAGAAGCGCAUCAGCAUCUUAUUGAAAUCCUUCUGUAUAAUUUUAAGCCUUACUUAAUCCCUAGGUAUUAUGGCAGAGAUGUUACUCUAGGUUUCUUAUGGAGAACCAAUAAACGUCUCUUAAUUGCCUAUAACCAUAAAAUGAAGCCACGAAAUAACUACCUAUGGCCUGGAAUUCAACAGAUGUGGGGAGACCGACAAUCUGUCUCAGAUUUAAAAUCCUACUUUGAUAACCUGUUCAGCCAGAGCCUGCCCAAAAGACUUUGGUCUUCUAUGGCAAAACUCACUCCGACCAUUUUUACCAUUUUGAUCAACCCAACAAAGGGUCUUAGAGGACUAGCAGACGAUGUUAAUCGUAAUGUAACGCGUUGGUUUAGAGAUCUGUGGUGGAAGCGGUCAAACAUUAUAGCAACAGAUUAUUUUUUAGGAAAUGACAUUAUUAAUGUAGCUAUAAGGUCAAACAGAAAAAGAGUUUUAUGUUAAUAGAUAGAAACUUCUAGAUUGCGUCAAUGUUACUUUAAGUUUAAAACUAAUUACAAACUAAUAGAACAGGAUAUAUAUAUAUAUAUAUAAUGUUAUAUCACAUAGUGGGUAGACUAUAUGUUGCGAUGGCCAAGGUACUCAAUAGGCAUAAUACAGAUAUGUACUCUAAAAAUCAACAUCGACAGAGAGUUUUACUUUAAAAGAUGAUUGCCACUAACUUUCAUUUGUUUCUUUACCCAACAAGCCCAAAAACAUGGCAAGAAAUCAUCGCUAAGAUACCAAACCAGAACGUGACCAACCCACUAAAUUAUUUGUCUUUCUUCUUGUUGUUUCAAUCGAGAUAACUCAACAACUACUUUAUCACCAACGUUAAUUGAAACCUAAAUCCGUUCUAUGUGUUCCUGGGCAGUGCACGACGUCAUCGCUUAGUCGUAGUAAUGAAAAAAAUCAUAAUUCUGGUGUAAAUGAUGUUGUCAUUAUCCCUAGAAGUUAGCUUUUUUCAUAGAAAUAUGGCUUUUAAAAAACAAGAAUUACCAGCCAAUAAUAUAUAAACAUUAGAUGACUGUAACAUGUAGAAUAUUCAAUGCUUUGUACACUAUACAAUCGAUGUCUUUAGGGAGUCAACCCCUAUAUUAUGUAUGAAGUGAAGUAGUAUAAAAAUUCAUUACACAUAAUAUUAAAUUUUAUUACACACAUUCAUAGGAUACACUAAUUUUCAGUUAGAGGAAAAACGUCUCAAAAUAAGUAAUAAAAACAUUUUGUAAUUGUAAAAUGAUGUAAGGGUGGCAGUGCCAAAAAGAAUGCAAACAACAAUAUAGGGAUGAUACAGCUAUAUAUAGAUCAUCCCUACAUGACUUUCAAUAUUAAAAUUUAAUGUUACACUGUGAAAUGCAUACCUGACUUUAAUUACUUCAGUUAGAAGUUAUAUACAUUCCUGACUGUUGGUAUGCAGUUUGUUUAUCAUAUCAUGGUCGUGUCAGGUUAGGCAUCAAUGUAGUGUAACUAAGAAUCUAGGACAUAUGUACAAGGAAAACCAAGUUGAGUCAAACAUGUCUUGAUUAUUAUAGACUCUUGCUAUUAGAUCGGUCGAAUUAACCGACCUUUUAACCAUUUUGUAGUCGUGCACUUUACAGUGUAACAUUAUAUUUUAAUAUUGAAAGUCAUGUAGCGAUGAAUUAUGUAUAGCUGUAUCAUCUCUAUAUUCUUGUUUACAUUAUUUUUGGCACUGCCAUCCCUACAUCAUUUUAAAUUUACAAAAUGUUUUUUAUUACUUGGAUAAAUAUAAAAUUAUGAUUCAUUUAUCCCAUGCUGUGCUCCUUAGUGUUUAAUAAUAGAACAUCUCAUGGUACUGAACUAAUUUUGAUUUUAUAACGUUUUGUUUGUUUGUAUAAGUUGAAGCGCAAAGAUACACAAUUGGCUGUGUACACCGUUAGUACUAAACCCCUAUUAAUAAAUACGGGCGUUAUAAGUCCAUAUUAUAACGGAA
Messenger RNA from Limulus polyphemus (Atlantic horseshoe crab), 3161 nucleotides. Its product is annotated as PI-PLC X domain-containing protein 3-like. Gene Ontology annotation, biological process: lipid metabolic process. The transcript has 3 exons. Gene Ontology annotation, molecular function: phosphoric diester hydrolase activity. The coding region runs from base 350 to 1675 and encodes 441 amino acids. The record is from RefSeq and is a predicted model, not a curated record. Lineage: Eukaryota; Metazoa; Arthropoda; Merostomata; Xiphosura; Limulidae.